AUGGAGGGGAACCACAUGUCCCCACCUCCCGCACCACGCACGCCGACCGCCGAUGGAGACGACUCGUGCAGGAUAGAGGUCACCGACUUCCGCAUCCGCAGGAACCCCAUCACCGUCUACAUCCUCAACCUGGCCAUCGCCAACUUCGCCUUCCUCCUCUUCAUGGUCACCUCGGCCCUCCUCUACGUGAUGCAGAAUGUCUCCUGCUCCACUGUUGUGUCCUUGAUGUACCUGAGGUUGCUUUUCCUGCUCUCGCUGUUCUCCUACAACAUGGGUCUGUACCUCCUGACGGCCAUCAGCAUCGAGAGGUGCGUGUCCAUCCUCUGCUCCAGCAUCCGCCAUCCCCAGUGCUUGUCGGCCUUGGUGUGUGCCCUGCUCUGGGCCCUCUCCAUCACCGUCAUUGCUGCAGUGACUUCUCUGUGCCUGCUGCACGAGCACGAGCACUGCCAGAUGGCUCUCAUCUCCAUGUACGUCCUCAACUUCCUCAUCUUUGCCCCACCCAUGGUCAUUUCUAGCACAAUUCUCUUCAUUAAGGUCCAGUGUGGCUCCCAGCAGCACCAACCCAAGAGGCUCUACAUCGCUAUCUUCCUCACCGUCCUCCUCUUCCUCCUCUUCGCUCUUCCCCUCAGCAUCUGGAAUUUCCUGCAGCAGUUCAGCUACACCAACGUGCCCUCCCAGGUUGUUUUCCUGCUCGCCUGCAUCAACAGCAGCAUCAACCCCUUCAUCUAUUUCUUGGUGGGGAGCUGCCGGAGGCGCUGCCCCUUGGUAUCCCUCCAGGUCGCCCUACAGAGGGUCUUUGAGGGGCCGGAAGACAACAUGGCAUGCAGCAACGAUACUACGAUGGACGCGCUGGCCCCAGCCUGUUGA
This is a messenger RNA of Balearica regulorum gibbericeps (East African grey crowned-crane), 867 nucleotides long. NCBI's taxonomy places the organism in Eukaryota, Metazoa, Chordata, Aves, Gruiformes, Gruidae. The record is from RefSeq and is a predicted model, not a curated record.